Molecule: messenger RNA, 1770 nt
Organism: Ixodes scapularis (black-legged tick)
Lineage: Eukaryota; Metazoa; Arthropoda; Arachnida; Ixodida; Ixodidae
Exons: 12
Coding region: 1-1770 (589 amino acids)
Source: RefSeq, a predicted model, not a curated record
AUGUGGUUCUGGUGCAAGCUGUCCAACAACCCGUGCACUCAACUGGAGCCUGCUGCCGGAGGCCGUGCGGUUCUGGUGCAAGCUGUCCAACAGCCCGUGCACUCAACUGAUGGAGCCUUCUUCGAGCCUGCUGCCAGAGGCCGUGCGGUUCUGGUGCAAGCUGUCCAACAGCCCGUGCCCUCAACUGGUGCAGCUUUCUUCGAGCCUGCUGCCGGAGGCCAUGCGGUUCUGGUGCAAGCUGUCCAACAGCCCGUGCCCUCGACUAGUGGAGCCUUCUUCACCACUUAUCUGCCUUGUCAAGGAGUAGCAACAGGGGGUCGAAACAGGGGGUCGAAGUGGUCAAAUGCAACGGUUAAGUCGUCAUUGCAGAUACGGUUUGCUUGUGGCAGCACCGGUUAUGACCUGCUACUGGACAAGGGGUUUCCGUUGCCAUCGGCCAGAACACUGCGGCGGAGACUCGAGGGCAUCCGUUUCGAGCCUGGGGUGUUGGAGGAAGUGUUCAAGCUUCUGGAAACAAAAGUGGCGCACCUGAAGCCUCAGGAGCGCAAAUGCGUUCUCCUGCUCGAUGAGAUGGCCCUUGUUGAGAAGUUUGAGUACGACCCCAGUACCAGCUGCAUCCGGGAUUACACAGCAGUGCCCGUGCCUCAAGAACCACGCCCCGAGCCACCGUCUGCCACCUAUGCUCUGGUGUUCAUGAUUGCUGGCAUAUCCUCCCGAUGGAAGCAAGUCAUCUGCUACCACUACACUGGCAACUCCUUCUGUGGAAAAGAAGCUGCCACCCAAGUCAAGAUACUCAUCAAGCGGUGCAACAAUGUUGGCUUGCAGGUUGUGGCUGUCACGAGCGACAUGAGUAGUGGUAACCGCGUAAUGUUGCAGCACUUCGACAUCUACUCUGGCAGGUACAGCAGAACAACAAACAAGAUCCCCCACCCACAAAAACCUGGGGAGCAAAUUGUUUUUUUAGCUGAUGUUCCCCACUUGAUCAAGAACUUGAACGGGCACCUUGUGCGUGGGCAGACGAUAGUCCUGCCAACAGACGUUGUGACCGCCAACAACCUCACGUGCCCCACUGUGUCCCUUGACCCCAUUCGCCAGCUGGUGGAGUUCCAGAAGGACCUGACAUUCAAGCUGGCCCCUAAACUUCGCCCUGAGCUUCUGGACCCAAAUCAUUUUGAGAAAAUGAAGGUCAGCGCUGCCCUGCAGGUCCUGAGCCACUCCACGGCCACUGCGCUUCGUUUCCUGGUGGAGAACCACGGCUGGAGCCAGGACUUCCUCACCACAGCCUGGUUUUUCGAGCAGAGGUACGAGAUGCGCCUCUCCUCCAAUGGUCAUCGCUCGAGGCUUUUAGAUACUGUCACAGUGCGCCUCAGACCGCGUAGCACCACCACCAUGAACACAAAACUAGUGUCGUUCUUGGAAAACAACAAUAGGCUGCAGGAGUACGUUGGCAUCAAGCAGAAACAAAACUUUCCCGAAGAAAAAACCCUCCGCGCCCACUGCAAUACCAGCAGUGAAUACAGCGCGCGCGUCAACAGUGUGAAACUGCUUCUCGACACCGACGGUUACGCGGCCCGGCUCCCGGAGCCCCCUCACUCGCCGCCGGACAUGAAAGUCCGAAUGGUUCUCAAAAACAUCAUCAAAACUUCUAUAUACAUUUUCCCUUCAGGACAAGUUGUUGGUGGCGCGCAAGGAACCCAAAUACACACAGGUGAAGGGUUCGCCUCAAGCAUGGAGAACAAAGGGCCUCCCGCAACAACGAAUGUUGCUUGA